CAUAUCGUUACACACUGCAGUACUGAACACACAUUGCAUGUGCUGCAGUCGUGCAAACUGUAUGUAGCAAUAGGUCUCAAUCUUUCAGACAAUCAAGGUGUAGGUGUAGAUGCAUAUAGUUGCACGCCAACAGGAAGUUCUGAUAUUGUCGGGUUUCAGAAAACAGAAGCUCCAUCAGCAGUUUCAAGAACAAGGGGACGAGGGAGAAGACAUCUGCCGAGGAUGACAGGAACGGCACCGGCGGCGUGGUUCAUCUUCUUCUUGCUGGUUUUCGUCGGCGGCGUCUCCGCCGCGGCGUUCUCGUUCCGCCUCCUCGUCUACCUCGCGCUCUGCCUGAGCCGGCCAAAGGACCUGCGCCGCCGGUACGGCGCGUGGGCCUUGGUCACCGGCCCGACGUCCGGCAUCGGCCGGUCCGUGGCGCUGGAGCUCGCGCGCCGCGGCCUCAACCUCGUCCUCCUCGACCUCGACGCCGCCAACCUCCAGGAGACCUUCGACGUAAUCACGUCUCGCCACGGCGUGAAGACGAGGACCGUGGUGUUCGACCUCUCGCUCGUCGGCACCCCUCAAGGCGACGAGUCGAUGCGGCGGCUCCGGGCGGCGAUCGAGGGCCUGGACGUCGGCGUGCUGGUGAACAACGCCGGUGUGGGGAGGCCGGCGGUGGCGUACCUGCACGAGGCCGACGUGGAGGCGUGGGUGAGGAUGGUACGGGUGAACCUGUGGGCGCUGACGGAGGUCACGGCCGCCGUCCUGCCGGGGAUGGUGGAGCGCGGCCGGGGCGCCGUACUGAACAUGGGCUCGGCGUCGUCGGAGGCCAUCCCCUCCUUCCCACUCAACACCAUCUACGCCGCCACUAAACGGUACGUUUCUAAGUUCUCGAGGAGCCUUUACGUCGAGUAUAGAAGCAAAGGGAUUGAUGUGCAGUGCCAGGCCCCGUUCUUCGUGGCGACCAGGCUGGUGCCCAGCGCCGUGCUGGACAACUGGCUCUCGCCGUUCGUCCCCACGCCGGACGCCUAUGCCCGCGCGGCGGUGCGCUGGAUCGGGCACGCCCCGCUCUGCACCCCCGCCGUCGGCCACCAGCUCCUGUGGUGCCUCGCCGGCGUCCUGCCGGACGCCGCGCACGACUGGCUCCGCCUGCGCGAGCACCUGCGGUUCAGAGCGCUGUUCCAGAGAGAGAGGGCGGCGAUGGCGUCGGCAGCUGAUCGGGGCCGGGAGAGAAAACGACGCACGCCAAAAAAUGAGUUUUUUUUAGUUUGGCUAAUAACACUAUCGGAAAACCCACAUAUGCCGAGUGUCAAGAUCUUUGCCGAGUGCAGAAUCUCGAACACUCGGCAAAACUACUAUUUGCCGAGUGCCAAAAAAUAUGCACUCGGCGAACAACUGGCACUCGGCGGCCUAUCUCUUUGCCGAGUGCCAGCCAGAUGGCACUCAGCAAAGACACACUUUGCCGAGUGCCAGUCAGUUGACACUCGGCAAAGAGCGUCACGUGCACCGCACCCACCCGCAGACGACCGUUACGGUGGGGGAUGCUUUUGUUUGCCGAGUGCCUACAUGCGGACACUCGGCAAACAAAUCUUUGCCGAGUGCCCCACAGUCGACACUCGGCAAACACUGUCACGUGCACCGCACACGCCAGCUCUCCAAGGCCGUUACGCUGUUGCCACGAACGUUCCCAUUUUUCCACGGCCGUUACCAUUAUGCUUCGCCGAGUGCCAAAUUGGGGCACUCGGCAAACAUAUUGUAAUGCCGAGUGUAAUGGAACAGGCACUCGGCAUUUACUAAACUUUGCCGAGUGUCGUCUUUGGCACUCGGCAAACAAAUACAAAAACUUUCUCCAACAACCUCCAAACUUUUUCCACCGUUCUCAUACUAUGUGAAAGACAUCAUAUUUAAAUUUGGCAAAUUAUCCUUUAUGCUUACUAUAUUUAGAUUAUUUAUUUGAUUACAAGAAUAUUUUGUGUAUAAUUCAAAUUUGAACUGCCAAAUGUUGUCAAAAGUGUUGAUAAUUAAUGGAAAAAUUAUAUUCAUGUUAUUGAGUCAAAUUUGAGGGUCUGUACAAGAAUUUAAAGAAAAAAAUCAAAUAUCUUAUUCAGGAAACAUAGCAAUGAAUUUGUGGCCGAAUAGAUUUUAAAUUCUAUAAAACACAAAUGAAGUCCGAAAAUUAUGAAAUUUGUAGUGAAAGCAUGAUAUCAUAAGUAGAAGCUGUGGAAAAAAUUUGAGAAGAUUUCAAAAAAGUUAUCACAUACGUU
Messenger RNA from Panicum virgatum (switchgrass), 2246 nucleotides. RefSeq names its product very-long-chain 3-oxoacyl-CoA reductase 1-like. The coding region runs from base 223 to 1779 and encodes 518 amino acids. NCBI's taxonomy places the organism in Eukaryota, Viridiplantae, Streptophyta, Magnoliopsida, Poales, Poaceae. Gene Ontology annotation, molecular function: ketoreductase activity. Gene Ontology annotation, cellular component: endoplasmic reticulum. The record is from RefSeq and is a predicted model, not a curated record. The transcript has 4 exons.